Molecule: messenger RNA, 3023 nt
Organism: Fonticula alba
Lineage: Eukaryota; Rotosphaerida; Fonticulaceae
Exons: 10
Coding region: 147-2969 (940 amino acids)
Biological process (GO): double-strand break repair via homologous recombination
Cellular component (GO): MCM complex; nucleus
Molecular function (GO): ATP binding; single-stranded DNA binding; single-stranded DNA helicase activity
Source: RefSeq, a predicted model, not a curated record
ACCGAGUGAAGGGGCACCUGCCUGCCGGUCGCUCCUUUGCGGGGAGGAGAAGUCACCCACAUACAUGCUCUGCUCGGUCCUUUGUUUCCCUCUCCUCGCUUUCCCUCGCCACCGAUCCACCCGACGCGCACGUGAAGGCGUGUCCGAUGAGAGAGUCCCUCUCAUUCGUCAAUCCGUUCUGCCCGCCAGGCGGCGCAGAUACGGCCCCCUUGAUUGACUCCUUUUCCAGCUUCUUCGUCGACCGCUACCACCAUGACAUCUUGCGGAUUCUCUCCGAGCCGGACCCCUCGCAGCACUACUCACUGCUGGUGGACCUCCGGGAUAUCCUUGAUUACCAGGCCAAUUUGGCCUCAUUGUUGGUGAACUAUCCUCUGCAGAUUUUCCCCAUCUCCUCUCGGGCGCUGGUGGUGGCGCAGACGCGAGUGCAAAAGCCAUCGGCCGAUGACCCGGCGGCCUUUCCGGAUCCCGCAGCCUCGGAGAUCUCCGGGGACCUGGAUCUCCUGGACCCCGAAAGUUUGGCCUCUCUCUCGUCCAAUCGUCGACGAUUGUCUGUCAAGUCGAACAUUAUGCUCCGGCUGAAGAAUGUCCAUCUGUUUCCGGAGCUCCGGCGCGACUCCAUCCCCCGGACGGACGACAUUCACCGGUUGCUGGCGAUCGAUGCCACCGUUGUGAAGACCGGUGCCCCCCAGCUGCUCAUUACACAGCGGGAAUUCGAGUGCGCCCAGUGCCAUGGGCGCUUCAUGGUUGAGGCCGACAUCACCCAGUACUUUGCCAUCUCGCGCCCGGUCAAGUGCCUGGCCGCUGGCGGGGGUUUGGCCGACGCCGAGGGCGGCUGCCCGGGGAACAAGUUUAAUAUUGUCUCGGCCGGCGAGGAUUCCGGCGAUUUCGGCCCUACGGGCGGGUUUGGCGCCGGCGGGCAGGGCGACAUGCCGGCCGGCGAGUGGUGUCGUGAUAUCCAGGAGCUUCGCGUGCAGGAGCAGGCCGGUCGCCGUGCGACCAGCGCCAUUGGGGCCAUCCCGCGCUCGAUCACCGUCAUCGUGGAAGACUCCUUGGUGGACUCAUGCCAGGCCGGCGAUGAUGUGGUCAUUACCGGCAUUGUGAUGCGCCGCUGGCGGCCGGUGUCCCCGGACUCCCGGUGCACCAUCGAGCUAUUCAUCCGAGCCAUUCACAUUGAGGUCAGCAACAAGCAGCAGUCACUUGGCUGGAGCAUGACUCCCAUUCAGGCCAAUCUCUUUCGCAGGCACUGGGAACAGUUUGCGGCGAAGCCGCUUGCAGGCCGGAAUAUGAUCAUUUCGGCCAUCUGCCCGCAAACCUUUGGCUUGUACUAUGUCAAGCUGUCGGUAGCUUUGUGCCUGAUUGGCGGCGUGGCCCGCGUGGCCCAGGGCCCCGGUGGGUCCAUUGUUCCCGGCGCGGCGGACCCCAAUCUUCCCCAUACGCAUGGCUGGGCCCCAGCCCCCGGGGGCGGGGAGGACGGCCGCAUGACCGACGGUGCUGAUCCCUUCAGCGCCGAUUCGGCGGCCAUGGGGGGCACACGUCUGCGUGGACAUUCGCAUCUUCUGUUGAUUGGUGACCCGGGCACCGGGAAAUCCCAGUUUCUCAAAUUCGCAGCAAAGAUGUCCCCGCGCAGUGUGAUGACCACCGGUGUCGGAACCACUACCGCCGGUUUGACGGUUUCCGCCGUGCGAGAGGGAGGCGGCUGGUCUCUGGAGGCUGGCGCCCUGGUCUUGGCAGACGGCGGUCUGUGUUGCAUCGACGAGUUUGGCUCGGUGCGCACGCAUGACCGGGCUGCCAUUCACGAAGCCAUGGAGCAGCAGACCCUGUCCGUUGCCAAGGCCGGGAUGGUGUGUCGAUUGCGCGCGCGCUGCGCCAUCCUGGCAGCCACAAACCCCAAAGGCAAGUACGACCCCAGCCUGUCGGUGGAGAUGAACACGGCCAUCGCCAGUCCGCUGAUCAGUCGCUUUGAUUUGGUGAUGGUCCUGUGUGAUCGUGGCGAGCAGGUGUGGGAUGAGACGGUGUCGGGGUUCAUUUUGAGGAAUUGCUCCUCGGCCGCGGCACCGGGCUUGGCCUCCCCCGAGGCUGGGGCCGAGCCGGAGGCCUGGCCAUUGACCACUCUCAGGGCCUACUUCAGCCAUGUGCGAACGUCGCUCUUCCCGUCGCUGACGCCACCGGCUGCGCGGGUUCUUGGGGCGUACUACCAGGCGCAGCGUUCGCAUUCCGGCAACAACACCGGGGCCGGCGGCGGCGGCGGCGGUGGCGGAGCGCCCGCUCAGCGCACGACCCUUCGCCUGCUGGAGAGUCUGAUCCGUCUGUCGGAGGCGCAUGCGCGCCUCAUGCGUCGCGCCGAAGUCACCAUCGGUGAUGCCAUCGAGGUGAUCCUGAUCAUGGAGGCAUCGGCCCGGUCGCUGGGAAUUGUGGAGCGCUCGCGUGGCGCUUUCGGCUUUGGGGCUGGCCUGACACCUGGCGUGUCAACAACACUCCAUACAAACUUCCCCGACGACCCGGACCAGGAUCACUGUGAGGCCGCCAUCAGCAUUCUGAACUUCCUUAACCUGGGCGACCUGGUAGACGAGUUCUACUACACGGAUGCCGGGUCGGCGGAUGAUCAGCAUCGUCUUCACGCAUCCUCCUGCCUGGCCUUCGGCAUUCAGCCGCCAUCACAGCAGCAUCUCGGUGACUCCAUGCAUCGGACACAGGGCGGGACCCUGGCGCCGGCAUUGACACCGACCAUGCUGGAUGGGCUCUCAGGCGAGGAGGACGAGGAUGCCAUCUUCUCCUACUACCUAGAUGAGGACGACGAGGUCGGGGAAGAAGGGGCUGCGCGCGGUGGGGCUCUGUGGUCGAGCCCGGAUGACACCGGCCCUGGGACCAGGGCCGGGGUCGGAGCCGAUGCCGCUGGCGACCUUGGGGCCGAGUCCGACCCGGGGCCCGACAUCGAAUCGGACAGCGAUGGGGCCGCUGAUGACCGGUGACAACGAUGCGUCCGCUUGGUGGAGCCAAAAAAAUAGACAAAGACGCAUUGACAA